Bicyclus anynana (squinting bush brown) is the source of this 1284-nucleotide messenger RNA. RefSeq names its product ommochrome-binding protein. The transcript has 2 exons. The coding region runs from base 55 to 909 and encodes 284 amino acids. The record is from RefSeq and is a predicted model, not a curated record. NCBI's taxonomy places the organism in Eukaryota, Metazoa, Arthropoda, Insecta, Lepidoptera, Nymphalidae. Gene Ontology annotation, molecular function: protein binding.
UUAAUAAACAGCAUUCAGCUAUUGCUAAUCAACAAGCAGUCGGUUUCAGAGAAAAUGAGAAUUUUAUUAUUGCUAGCAAAUGCACUUAUCAUAAGAGCUGCUGUUAUUGAAAAUAAUGAGAAAGGCAAAAAAUGUGAAGGAAUUGUAAUUGACGAGAUCUAUCAUGAAGUUGAAAUACUUAAGACUGACAUUGAUAGACCGUAUUUGUUAACUGUAGACUAUAGUACAAAUACAGUUUAUUUUAGCUACAGCGUUAAUAAAGAUGACGAUAUAUUCAAAACUGCCUAUGUGAAUAUGAACACAAAGGAAUAUGCAGAGUUAAAAGGCAUCAAUAAUGGCUUCGCACAGACAGUUGAUCAAAAGAAUCAUGAAAUAUACAUUGGCGGAAGCAGUGGAUUAUAUAAAUAUAACCACAAAACUAAGACAGGGGAACAUAUUGGCGCAAAAGGUAGUGACAUUUGGAAUAUUUAUUUCAAAGAUAUUCUUUACUAUUCAACUUUUCCCAAUCAAUUUCUUUAUACAUUCGUUAAUGGAGAAUCAAACCGUUUUAAAGACCUGGAAGAUACAAAAGUGGAUCUUUUUGUGAUUGAUAACGAAGACACAAUGUUUUUUACAAAUGCAACCGGUUUGUUUGGCCUGCAAAAGGGUUCACAAAACGCCACUUUGUACAAAGAAUCAUCUGAAGGCAUUAGAGGACUGACAACUGAUAUCAAUGGAAAUGUAUAUACCUGUACAGCUGAUGGAAUUUUCAAGGUGGAUAAAUCAAGUUUAACAUUAGAAAAAGUUGUUGACAUUGAUGAUGCAUUUGGCUUGGCUUUCGAUAACGAAAACAACAUUGUUUACUCGGAUGCCACCAAGCUGGUAAGGCUUAAGCCGAAUAAGUAUAAGUCAUGUGACCUUAAGAACUAAACUUAAAACAAAAUUUUAAUUCUUUGUAUUAAUUAACUAAGGACGAAAUAAACGCGUUUUAUUUAAUUUGAAAAACACCAAGGUCAUUUCGUAAUUGGGACUAAUUGAAUGGACAAUUGUGUUGUCAACGUCUUCGCGGAUAUUAUUAGAUAAAUAAUUAGAAUAGAAGACGUCAUAAAAGUGCGAAUCUGUGCAGCACGAUUUAGUGACACAGAAAAGUGAAGUUAAAUAGGAUCUAGUUUAGUAGUUAAUUCUGCAUAGUAGUUUUAUGUACUGCGUUCCCCAGUGUAAUAUAUGUGAAGUACGGUAUGAUGUUUCAUUUAUGGCAUCCUAAUUGUAAAUAAAAUUACGUAGCCCGAAUACCAAAACAAUCUC